Danaus plexippus (monarch butterfly) is the source of this 2491-nucleotide messenger RNA. Its product is annotated as ommochrome-binding protein-like. Lineage: Eukaryota; Metazoa; Arthropoda; Insecta; Lepidoptera; Nymphalidae. The record is from RefSeq and is a predicted model, not a curated record. The transcript has 2 exons. Bases 86 to 943 code for a protein of 285 amino acids. Gene Ontology annotation, molecular function: protein binding.
AAUAUGUUAUUUUGUAAGUCACAUUGCUUAGUUAUUCACAUGUCUAUUUCAUAUACAAAUUAACGAAACUCUCAACACUACUGAGAUGUUUUCACUGGAUAUUAGAUCCGUUACGAAGCUACAAUUGUUUUUGUUUACCGUAUAUUUUUCGCAAGCAAGAGUUGUUGACAACGAGUGUGAAGGCGUCCUCGUGGGUAAUAUUGUCCAUGAAAAAGAAAAACUGUUAGAUGUUGAUAACAGUCCAUAUCAAUUAGCCAUUGACUAUGAUACAAAUACACUGUUUUUUAGUUUUACUAGCUCUAAAGAAGGUAAGAGUUUUGAAUCAGGCUAUCUCAACCUCAAAACUAAAGAAUUUCACACGAUUGAUGACAUAGACGGUGGAUUCGCUAACGCCGUGGAUGCGAUGUCCCAUACUAUUUACUUGGGCGCAGGUGAUGGUGUAUACAAAUUUAAUUUAGAUAGUAAAAAGACGGAAUACCUCAACAUAUCGAAUCACAAUAUUUGGCAAUUGUUUUAUAAAAAUAAUUUAUAUUACACAACGUAUCCCGAUGAACUCGUUUACAUAUAUAAAGAUGGAAAAAUUGAAAGAGUCCCUGAAUUAAAAGACACACGAGCAAUGCUAAUUGUUAUUGACAAUAACAAUAAUAUAUAUUUUUCUAAUUCAUCGGGACUAUACGUUCAUGAUCAUGAAGUAAAAUCUAUAUCAACUAUAGUGGAAUAUAACAUAGAAAGUUUAACAAUUGAUACUGUCGGAAAAAUAUAUUUUUGUACUGAUGAGGAUAUUUAUCGCCUUGUUGAUAGUAAUAAGGUCGAGAAAAUCGCCUCGCUGAAACAAAUUUUCGGAUUGGCCGUUGAAAAGGACGGAAGCUUAAUCGUUGGCUUAUACAAUUCCAUUAUUAGAAUAAAGCCAACAGAUAAGCAAUGCACCGUAAACGAGAUUUGAAUGGAUAUUUUUUUUGGGAACCACCAGUUACUUAAUUUUGUCUUGUUUAGUUAAUUAUUUACAGAUUUGUAAAUAAGUAUAUGAAAUAUCAUUGAAAACUUGAUAAAUGAUAAUAGAUGUGCCUGCAUGCUAAUUCAAAUGACAGAGUAAUAAAGUAUAAAAUUUCAAUCUUUGUAAUAUCAUAUUUUGGAAUUUUAAAAAUAACAGAGGAGCAAAAUAUAUGAGCAAAAUUUUGGUUUCAUUAUUAUUGUGUAAUAAAUACUCACAGAUUAAUUGUAAAUUAAACCUGAUGUAUACUUUCCCAAAGUAAAUAAACUGAAACCACCUGAGUGUUAAAUAAACUCAUACGAAUAUAUUUUAAAACCGCUGUUACAACGGAAUUUAAAAGGCAAUGAUUUAAAUCCCUAUGAAAUAUAACUUUACCUUUUGAGAUAAAGGAAAUCAAUCUACUUUUUAUUUAAUACUGAAUGAAACGGUUGUAGAUCUUCUGUAUUUUCAAAAUUGCAAAUGUUUAUAAAUUUUUUAAUUACUAUGUUUUAAUAUAUCACACUUAUUGUUAGUAUAUGAAGACUUCAAUACAAGACAAUGGGCGAUAAAACCUCAGUGUUACUUAAUGAAAUAAAACGAAUAUGAAAUAUACAUUUGUAGUCCGUGAUCAAAAAAAAUCAUAGACCAUAAUUGAUUUUUUUUAAUCUUCAAUUCGAUUGCUAAAAUAUUUUACUGCACACAAUCUAUUGUAACGAAAUCAUAAUUCUUUGACGAAACCAAAACAUAAUUUCGGAUGUUUUAUAUACAUAUAAGAAAAUUAUUUAAUUGGUAUUUAAAAUAUAUUAAAACAAAUAUAAUUUAUAUAUGAUAGGUAUAAUAUUAUUGGUGAUCAGUUUUUCACCUAUAUUCAAAUGGUGUUGGAUAAAUAAUUUAAAUACCUACUGUUAUAUAAAUGAAAAUCUUGUAUUAGGAUACUUUAAAAAAUACGUUGUCACGCCGAACUUAUUAGACUACUACCACUGAACCAUAUGCAAAGAACUUAUGGAGGAAUUAUAGAAAGUAAAAUUGCCCAAGUUAAAAAUUUAUGAACUCGUAACUUGAAUUUUCGUCUCCAUCCCGUUGAAUAUUUUUAUUAUAACAUAUUUUUUUUAUUCAGAGGUGUAAAUGUUAUUUGAAUAUGAAUAAUAAGAAAAGUUUAUAUUCAUGACUGACUCCAUGACAGACUGUAACUAAUUUCAUUUACUUUAAUGUUUAAACAAAUUCAUUGUUAUUAUUAACUCCUACACUGAAUUUACUUCCUGUUCGUAGAUGAACUCCAUGCUUUUUACUACAGCAUUCUCCAUUUGGAUAGUAUUGGGAAAUAUGUAAACAAAACAACUAAAUGACGGUACUAUCGACAUUUUAUAACCCUAAUACCAUAGAAUAUGGCAUGCAUAUAAUGCUAUCGUCACAGAUUUGGUUAUAGGACUGUACCUGCCGCCUAGACCUUCUAUCAAAGAUUGUGAUUGAUCUGCCUAUUAAACAUUUUUUUAAUAACUAAUAAAUAACGUCUUUUGAAAA